Messenger RNA from Trichomonas vaginalis G3, 2229 nucleotides. Its product is annotated as amelogenin-related protein family. Lineage: Eukaryota; Parabasalia; Trichomonadida; Trichomonadidae. The record is from RefSeq and is a predicted model, not a curated record. The transcript has a single exon. The coding region runs from base 1 to 2229 and encodes 742 amino acids.
AUGUUUCUCAAUCUUCUUCCCUUUAUUCACCUCGAUUUGGGAAGGAACGAUUACCUUAUUAAUGGUACAACAACAUUUAAACUUCCGAAAUCUUACCACGUCGGAAUUCUUCCCAAUGAAACUGAAGGAUUCACAUUUGAAGACUCAGAGAAUAACACAUAUACUGAUUUCCCAAUUAUUUUAACUAUUGGAACUCAUUUAAUUAUAACACCUUCACAAGAAACAGGAGCUAAAAAGAUUUCAAUUAUUGCAGCUCCUAUAUACAAAGAAUGCGAUGAAAGAAGGUUUAUCUUAGAUGGUUUCAUGAAGACAGAUGAAACAGUUGGUUAUUAUAAGGAACCAAAUUGUUACAUUUUUAUGAAUCCAAAAUUCGAUAAUAUAUCAGUACAAGUAAUUUCUAACACCCCUAUUGGUCGCUUGAAAUAUGGAACUGGUGAAAAUCCAAUUGCUAGAGAAUACUAUGAUCCAAUUAUCGGAUCAUCGGCAACACUCAUGAUUCAAGAUUAUGCAGAUAGCUUUGUCCAAAUGACUAUGAUAGACAGCAAUAUCUUUGAUGUUGGUGAUUUCGAAAUUUCAUUUAAAGAUGAAUAUGAAUUUCACAUUCCUCCAAAUUCUGUCUUUGUUGCACACACAAUUAAAGAUUACAUAUUCGAAUCUGAUAAAGAACCUAUUGCAGAUGGUGUUUUCUUUGACAAAGAUUCAAGAUAUUCAGUUAAGGCCAAAAAGCCAGGAAAGAACACAAUCGUUGGUAGUAUUUCUGUUAUUAGCCCAUACGUACCAUGUACAGAGCUCAACGUUGAAAUUGUACGCAGUGAAACAUCAACAAUUUUCGGAGCAAUAGAUUCAGACUAUACAAUUGAUGAAGAUUCCACCUUCUGCCAUAUAUUCACUUCUCCAGUUCCUCGUCGUUACAAAUUUGUAAUUCAAGGACAAUAUAAUUUGGCUUACAUUUCAAAUCCGUAUUCAACUGAUGAGAAUGAUUUCUCUGAUUACAGAGGCUUCCCAUACAUUAACAAAUCAGCUAUUUAUUACCUAACUGUUUCUCAUGACUUAAAUAUUAAAUCAGGUCUUGAAACAACAAAUAUUGUCACGCCAUACCAUGAUUUUCCAGAUUGCAGAGAUGGAGAAACCCUGAAAAUCUAUGGAAAUAUUCCAAGAAACCCUAAACCAGCAAAACCCUUCAAAUUACCUGACGGACUACGCAAUGUCAACUACUUAACUGGUAGGUAUCAAAUAAAUAUUCCUUCUGAAGGUGCAAAUAUCACAUUCCAGAUGAAUUCCAUUGUCAUAUUUCAUAAUGCUCAUUCAUUUAAAGGAACCCUUGGACAAGAUCCUGUUUUACACGACACAGGAAACUAUGUCUUCAACUUCACUGAUAUGAUUAAUUAUUUCAAAAUCAAACCAGUGAAGAAUCAAAGUUUAAUUGCAAAUAUUUCAGUUUUAGUCUAUAAAAUUAAGGGCUGUCCUCCAGCAACAACAAAUGAUGUUAUUGUUGUUUCUCCUAAUCACCCUGUAUCAUUCACCGUUUCUCCAGAAUCUCAAUUUGGUUCUAAUUUGACUUAUGACAAACGUCAAUCAGUCAAAUUUAAUGUCUUUGCAUCAUCAGCAUUCUACUAUACAGUAGAUUCAGAUACAAUCUAUAAUUGCUCAGAAUAUUGGUGGUAUGGAACGAAUUUUGAAGGGCAUGAUUACAGAAUUUCUGAAUUCAGAACAGUGACAACAAUUGAUCCAGAAACUGAAGAGAUUUAUGGUUUGUUCCGUGGAGCUCUAUCUUACACAGAUCUCAAAAAGUCUCAUUUUAAUGGAUAUCGUACUCCUAAAGUUUAUACAUAUGGAAACGAAUAUUAUCCACCUGAUAAUUACUACAACUAUCCAAAAUUUGAAAUAUCGGCUGUAUUUAUUAUUGGAAUUACUAUUCCAAUUAUCAUUGCAAUUGUUGUUGCGGCUUUCCUCAUAGUUGUAUGUAUCAGAAGAAGAAGGAAGAGUUAUGCAAAUGUGACUUAUACUGAAACAAAUUAUAUGAAUGAAAAUGAAGCUGCUCAAGAACAAAUUUAUGUGAAAUAUGGUGAAGAUGAUUCUGAGCAAAAAGUUGAUAGGCCGGCUUCAACUAAAGCCCAAGCUAAAACUCCAUCUUUGGAAACUCCAUUGAAUCCUAUUGCGCAACCUCCACCUGUCUAUAUAAUCAUCCAACCUGGACAACCAGGUCCGGCUCCAAACCCUUACACUUAA